Molecule: messenger RNA, 2184 nt
Organism: Osmerus eperlanus (European smelt)
Lineage: Eukaryota; Metazoa; Chordata; Actinopteri; Osmeriformes; Osmeridae
Gene: chrna10a
Product: cholinergic receptor, nicotinic, alpha 10a
Exons: 5
Coding region: 137-1723 (528 amino acids)
Biological process (GO): nervous system process; regulation of membrane potential; monoatomic ion transmembrane transport
Cellular component (GO): neuron projection; postsynaptic membrane; plasma membrane
Molecular function (GO): acetylcholine-gated monoatomic cation-selective channel activity; transmembrane signaling receptor activity
Source: RefSeq, a predicted model, not a curated record
ACACAGCAGUGUCUUGGUAAAGCACAGUGAUUUUUCUGCACCAAUCAACCUAUUUUAAUCAUAGCGUCGCUGAAAGGAUCAUCUGGAGUUAUAUUUGCUUUGUUCUUUAAGUUAAAUAAAUGAAACCUACAGCAACAUGAAACUAUGGGGAAUACACGCGUCAAUAAGUUUACUUCUAAGUAUUGAAAUUGUUCCAGUCUGUUGGAGUGCUCAUGGAAAAUACGCACAGAAGCUGCUAAAGGAUUUGUUCAGCAACUACACCAGUGCUCUGAGGCCAGUGGAAGACACAGACAACAUCCUGAAUGUCACCUUGCAGAUCACCCUGUCACAAAUCAUUGACAUGGACGAACGCAACCAGAUAUUGACAGCAUAUUUGUGGAUACGGCAGGUGUGGACAGAUUCCUACCUCACCUGGAAUAAAGAUGACUAUGACGGGCUUGAUACCAUCCGUAUACCUGGUAGUUAUGUAUGGAGACCUGACAUUGUCCUAUAUAACAAUGCAGAUGACCAUUUCACAGUCCCCAUGCACACCAAUGUGGUUAUCAGACAUGAUGGACAGAUCAUGUGGGACUCCCCGGCCAUCACCAAGAGCUCCUGCAAGGUGGACGUGUCCUACUUCCCCUUUGAUUCCCAGCAUUGCCGAUUCACCUACGGCUCCUGGACCUACAAUGGGAACCAGCUGGACAUCACGAAUGCCCUGGACAGUGCGGACAUAGCUGACCUGGUGGAGAACGUGGAGUGGGAGAUUCUGGGAAUGCCUGCUAAGAAGAACGUCAUUCUGUACGGGUGCUGUGCCGAGCCUUACCCUGACGUGACCUACACCCUCAAACUCAAGCGGAGGGCCUCCUUCUACGUCUUCAACCUGCUCAUUCCGUGCGUGAUGAUCUCCUUCCUGGCUCCUCUGGGAUUCUAUCUGCCCGCUGACUCUGGGGAGAAGGUGUCUCUGGGGGUGACAGUGAUGCUGGCUCUCACAGUCUUCCAGCUGCUGGUGGCAGAGAUCAUGCCUCCCUCGGAGAAUGUCCCACUUAUCGGAAAAUAUUACAUUGCCACAAUGACCAUGAUAACAGCGUCCACUGCCUUGACCAUUUUCAUCAUGAACAUCCACCACUGCGGCCCAGAUGCUAAACCUGUGCCCAAGUGGGCUAAAAAGGUCAUCCUGCAAUACCUGGCACGUGUGUGCUUUGUUUAUGAAGUGGGGGAAAAUUGCAUGUCAGUCCAGGCAGAGAAACAGGAGCCUCCUCUCCAACAGAAAAGAGCCAACUGCUGCAUGAACGGACAAGCAGGCAGAGAGGACUUCAGGUUGCGGCUGGAGGGAGGCUGGGAGGCGGUGAUCCCCGAGGUGAGAGAAGACUUGGAUCAGAUGAUGAGCCCCACUGGCUCCAUGGGGAUGAACCCCACCAACCACUACUGCGCCUGGAGGAAUGGCAUGUUCAUGAGUCUGGACUGUGGGGACACGUUGAGGUCAGCCAGGCGGAGCAGGAAAGGAGGUGUGAGUGACAGAGUUGGGGGAGAGGUCCCGUGCCAAAGCCCGUGCACGUGUCAGCAGCAGCAGCUCCUCAGGAAUCUGGAGUACAUCGCCAACUGCUGCCGUGAUCAGAGGGCCACACAGAAAAGAACUGGGGAGUGGAAGAAGGUGGCCAAGGUUUUAGACCGCUUCUUUAUGUGGAUGUUUUUCAUCAUGGUCUUCCUCAUGAGCCUGCUUAUCAUGGGGAAGGCCAUUUAAUCAGAAUCAGAAUCAGAAUGGGAUUUAUUCGCCAUGAAAGUUUGCACAGACAAGGAAUUUGCUUGGGCAGGAAGGUGCAUACAAUAAACAUAUAGGGACCUAAAAUUUAAAUAUGUGGACUAUCUAUACUAAGGGUACAUAAACUAGCAGUACUAAGUGGGAUUAGAAUUAAAUUAAAUAUGCAAUAAAAUAUAAGUUGCCGUAAUAGCUUUUCUGUAGCUGUUGUUAUGUGUAUAUACUCUGCUUCCUGUGUGGAACAAGUAUAGGUCUGAAUAUUCUAGAAAUACUCUAUUUUGUACUAUUCUGUACAAUACCAAACCUUAUUUAUUCUAUCCAUUUAAUAUUGUGCAGUCACAGUUUACUUGUAGGCUUCAAUGCAUCUCUUGCAUUUCAGGUCUUAUUCUUAUUCAAUAUUACAUCAUUAUAGAUUAAAGGCAUCCUUUUCCCUGACUGUUUUGAAA